AUGUGAGAACCCUAUUAUAUGUGAGGAAAUAUUACAACCGUUGGUUAAUUGCAUCCAAUGGCUAUAAUUUAUCCCAAUCAAUUGUAAUUUCAAAUACAAUUUUCCAGCGUUUUCUCUCUCCUCCUUCAUUUGAAGUGCCAUUUUUCUCUCUCCUCCUUCAAUUUCUCUGCUCCCUACUUACUACUCUCUUCCUUUGCUUUGAUUCUUCAUCAAUUCUGCUUCUAACUUCAUUGAUUCUUUGACAAGUCUGGUUCCGGGUAUGUAUCUGCCAAAGUUUCAUAUGUUGGUGAUGUUCAAGAACAUGAUUUGAAAAUCAAAGAGUGGGAGGCUAGAGUGCUACAAGAGGAAAUGGCUGCUAGUCAGGGCAUAACUAUUAGAAGACGGCCUCCAAUGGCUCCUCCUUCAGGUUAUGAUGGUCCAUUUGUGGUUCAAGUACAGGACAUCGCUAACACCCCUCGUAACAUCUUGGAGGAGAUUAUAUGGUACAAGGAUGUUGAAGUUUCACAGUUCAAGGAAAGACGACCUCUUGAUGAUUUAGAGAAGGCACUUGAUGAUGCUCCCCAAACAAGAGAUUUUGUUGGCGCUUUAAGAGCAGCUUACCAACGGACAGGAUUACCUGGUUUGAUUGCUGAAGUUAAGAAGGCUUCGCCUAGUAGAGGCAUUAUAAGAGAGGACUUCAAUACAGUAUGGAUCCUUGCUCAUUUGUCAAAUGAGCAAAUGGUUCUUGCUCAUUUUGUCAAAUUCAUGCUCAUUUGUGAGUGUAUUUGAA
This is a messenger RNA of Chenopodium quinoa (quinoa), 769 nucleotides long. Its product is annotated as indole-3-glycerol phosphate synthase, chloroplastic-like. Lineage: Eukaryota; Viridiplantae; Streptophyta; Magnoliopsida; Caryophyllales; Amaranthaceae. Bases 349 to 768 code for a protein of 139 amino acids. Gene Ontology annotation, molecular function: phosphoribosylanthranilate isomerase activity; indole-3-glycerol-phosphate synthase activity. The record is from RefSeq and is a predicted model, not a curated record. Gene Ontology annotation, biological process: L-tryptophan biosynthetic process. The transcript is spliced from 3 exons.